Molecule: messenger RNA, 2278 nt
Organism: Cataglyphis hispanica
Lineage: Eukaryota; Metazoa; Arthropoda; Insecta; Hymenoptera; Formicidae
Product: latrophilin-like protein LAT-2
Exons: 10
Coding region: 854-1831 (325 amino acids)
Biological process (GO): cell surface receptor signaling pathway; G protein-coupled receptor signaling pathway
Cellular component (GO): membrane
Molecular function (GO): G protein-coupled receptor activity
Source: RefSeq, a predicted model, not a curated record
GAGCGCGAACCGAUCGCAGUCGCAGUCACGGUCCACAGGCCGUUCGCGUUCGUUCUUGUGCUCGUGAUCUCCGCGCGUCGAUGCUUGUUCUCGUUCACGAUCAUCUACGAUCGAAUCAAUUACCUGAAGAAUCGAUUUGCAUUGAUUCGCCGUUCGAUCGUGCUCACGGUUGUGAGCACGGUUCGCUCGCCAUUUCUUUCGAUGACGCCGCGAAGGAUCGGAUCGAGAAAGGACGACUUCGAAGGGGAGCGAAUGAUCGAAAAAUGAGAUCUGCCGAUUCCGGGAAGAUUCUCGACGGGCACGGCGGCACUUGAUAACGGGAAGCACGAUAAGUGGGAUUCGACGUUCACGAGAGUGGAACUUUUCGAUAUAAGUCGUGAUCUUUGAAGUCGGAAGCGAGUAACAAAGGACGCAAUGAAUUUGAAUGCGCGAGACGUUGUCCUAGCCGUUGAUACCUAGCCCUAAUCGUCACACAGUAGCAAAGUGAUAACGAUCGGAAGCGAUCUCCCUUGGAUCUAACGUACGUGCCGGCCGGUACCGGCCUCUCAUCAGAACACGCGAGACGUUUGUUUCACGUGGCUCGUCGCGUUGAGAAAUGUGACCCGACCCAGCUGCAGCCACUACUCGAUCCGACGAAUUCUGUAAUUUUGGCGACGCAUCUUCAUCGAGAACGCAAGUUUAACGGAGUAGCCGGAUAAAUGGCAAAAGUAUUUACAUCUCGCAUUAAUUUAAUUUGGAUUCAUUAAAUUCGUUUUCCAUCUCUUGGUUAUCCACUUCUUCCUUUAAUUGAGCGUGCGGUAAUUAAAAUUUUGAAAGCAGAUGGCUCUCUCUCAUAUGUUGGCAUAACGGCGACAUGGAGACGCUAUACACUGGAGCGAUUCAUGGCUUUCCGCAGCCAGGCGGCGGAAUAGCUAAUGGCGUUUCCACGGGAAUCGCCAGUUCCUUCGACCAGGAUGGCGUGUUGAGUCUCAUCGUCGUUCUCGGGGGAAGCCUGUCCCUAGUGGCCCUGGUAUUCGCAUUCAUCACAUACAGCCUCUUCUCUGACUUGAGGAGCCUGGCAGGCACAACUCUGAUGAAUCUUUUGGCAGCUCUCUUCAUGGUUCAGCUUCUAUUCAUCGUGGGAGCUGGAGGAGUACAGGACUCGGAGCUCUGCAUCUCGCUCGGCCUGAGUUUGCAAUAUCUGCGGGUAUCGGUGGUCUGCUGGCUGGCGUCGAUGUGCCAUCAUCUGUACGCUACCGUGGCAUCUUUACCGCGUCGCGAUGAUCCGCCAACAUACCUCAAGUACAGUCUCUUCGCCUGGGGCGCGCCCUUGAUCUGCCUCGUGUUGGCGACUCUCCUGCAAAGCCACGAAAGCAACAAUUUCUGGAAUGUCGUUGAUCUCACUCCCUUCAAUUGCUGGUUUCUAGGAGCCACGGCGACGAUUUAUGCGUAUGGCUUGCCGGUCGUCCUACUACUACUAGCAUCCAGUUAUUACCUCAUUAAGGCUGCAAUUGUAUCGAGGUACACAUGCAGUAUGCAACUCGAGAUAAAGCAGCGCGAGAAGAUGAAGAGGAGGCGGGCGUUGCAGCUGAUGCUCUUCCUCAAGGUCAGUGUGAUCGUCGGUCUAGUCGCGGCCUGCGGGGUGGCGUCCAGGGUCUGGAAGAUUCCCUUCCUGUGGGCGGUUUUCUGCACGGGUCAUUCUCUUCAGGGAUCGGCAGUGGCGCUCUCCGUCGCGUGUAACUGCAGGGUCUUGAAGGUUUACGCCAGGAAAUCGCACAAGCAACCGGAACUCCAGAUCGCGAAAUCGAGCAGUAGCAUGCAGCUGCUCGCACCUGCGCCGGAUCCAGUUUAGGCGAUCCUCGGAUCUAUACCCGGAAAGGAAGGGGCAGGAAAUGAAGAGGAGAACCGGCGACUGGCAACGGCUGGUGGUGCCAUUCUCUGGUCCGCGAGGCGUAAUUAUUUUUACAUCGAGAUAUGCGCUGAUAUUUCUCUCCUAACUUUGCCUUCUUCUCUGCAACCGCGAUUUUCUCUCUAUGACGUGCGAUUUUAGUUUCGAAGUCUUAGUAGAUUAUCUCUACAACGUUUUUAUAGUAGACGGAGAGCUUUCGAAAAACUUGUAAUUUGUAAAGAAACUCGAAAAGAUAUAAAAAGAAGAAGGGAAUAGGGUAAUCUUAAAAUUAUAUUUUUUUCAUCGAUGUGUGAAAUUUAUAACAUAUUGAAAAUGAUGACGUUACUUUAAAUUUUUUAUGAUUUUUGACAAAGUCGUAAAAACUGUAUAAGAUAUAUACAGGUGGAGAUA